Messenger RNA from Pocillopora meandrina, 5176 nucleotides. The record is from the annotation of a GenBank genome assembly. Lineage: Eukaryota; Metazoa; Cnidaria; Anthozoa; Scleractinia; Pocilloporidae.
CUUUACGUCUGUAGAAUAACUGAUUAAUCCCUGCUUCGUCCCGAUAACAUUAAUCAUUUCAGGUUGGGGAUCUUCCACCUAUCCGCCAUAUUUUCCAUGAUCAUUUUAAACUAACGCGCGGAAACUGGUAACAACACUUCCUUACACCAUAGGGCACCGAUAGGGCAUGAAUUAUUACCUCUUAUUUUUUACCGUAUUCUCAGAAAUUAGAAACUGUUUGUCUUUAUAUCAGUCUUGUGGAUUCAAUAUGUGUAAGGAUUGAGUUUUAGAUUUAUUUUCCCUUCAAAAAAAAUGUUAUUUGUCUCCCCUGAAUUGCGCUUUAAGAGUAAUAAUUUUUUCGUCAUGUAAGCCUAUUGUAUGUUUCUCCAUUAAUACUAAGCCUCGUGGACGAAGUAAAAAAGGAACACCGUCACAUCUCCAAGUGAGUCAAUCUUUUCAUUCCUGAGGUUUAGAUACGUAGAACGGUAUAAAUAAGCUGGAAUGGCUGAUGAUUUUAAAGUUAGAACGUACAAUUUAGCUCAAUAGGAAAAAGAUCAAUGUUUAAAUUUUGCACGAGUGUUCCUCUGCAUGCUGAUAAGAGCACAAAGAGAUCAUGUCUCUCUCUGAGUACUGUACGCAUCUGCAGAAUUACUUAGGGAGAUUUUGUUUAAGAAUCUCUUAAGAAAUACCAAUUGUUGGGUCCUUAGUAAUUCAGUGACUCUGAACCACAAAUAUUCCAACUCUUAUAGUACCCAUGUCAUACAUGACAAUUAUAAAUAUUUGAAAAAAUCUUUACAAUAAUUUAUGCCAGUUUCUGUUCAUUCCAUGCCAUUUAACUUUGCUCUUUAUUUUUUCCAGGAUUGUAGGACUAGAAAAUUUUGGAAUAUCCACUGCAUAUAAGAUCUGGAUCUAUGUCCACUGAAAAUGGCAAAUACGUAGCUGAUGAUAAUGGUCGCUUAGACAAACGUAAAGCUGUGAAGGGAUUUGCAGAGUUCUGCUGCUCCCCUGUCCAAAAUAAAGAUACAUGGCAGGAAUCUGCAGAAGACUACAAAGUCAGAAACACCAAACUUGAAUACACUUACCCUGUAAGAAAUAGUAACACAAAUUAAUUUUUGGUUGGUCCAUGAUAAAGAAAAAUUAAUUACUGCAAAUAAGAAUUUCACAAAAGCAAACUCUGCAAAAACUACUACCUAACCCUCAGUUUCUGUGAAUGAAAUACUGUACUCUGCUUGAGAAUUUAGUAACAAUUUAUAUUUUUUUCAGAUAGCAUUCUUCUGACAAAUAAAUUUGCCAUGUCAAUCUCUUAUCAAAUAUUUCUUCUGGCAGUUAAAACUACUUGUGCCAGGUUGUGCAUCUUCUAUACCAAGCAGUCAGUGGCUAUAUGUAAUCACAUUUGGCGGUGGGCUUGUGGAGGGAGACAAUGUGUCCCUUGAUGUCAAGGUUGGGGAGCACUGUACAGUGGUUGUGACCACUCAGGCUUCGACAAAGGUGAGCAAGGUUGUUAUUUUACCCUUUAACUCUCAAGAUCCAAUUGUCAGUUCUACCCUCUAGCCACUAAACAUUUCCCUGUAAGUUGCUUGCAAGAUUUGGCAAUAACUUGUACCUGAUGAGUUUAAGUAUUCUCACUUCCUAUUUGCUGUAUAAUGUAUAGAUACUUUAAGGGGAAGUUACAUGGUAAUCACCUCUGGUAGUUAAAGUGUUAAAGAAGCCAGUAGUUGGCCAAAACCUGACGAUUGUCAUGCCAUUUUGCACUACUUUGCAAAUUGUGAUCAAAGACAGAAAAUAAGUAUUUUUUAACUGAUUCUAAGCAUCAAUGUCUAGCUAAAGAAGUUAACCAAGUAUGGCCUAGAAUGGACCAUAUUUCAAGUCUCAGAGAAUUUUUUAUUUCAAAAUUUACUUGGGGAGCUUGCCCUCCUGACCCCCUUGAUAAGGGUAUGUUGAAUUGAAUUCUGCUAUUCCAGCAGAAUUCAGUUCAGCAGCCUACUCAGUUCAGAGUGCUCAUCUAUUACAUUUUCCAGUGAUGGUCAGUAGCCUAGUCUUUUACUGAAAGACCUCAACACUCCAGACUUUCUUGAAGGGAAGGUGCAAAUGUUUGAUGAGCUUGAUUACUUGUCCUCACCUAUGCUCACUUUAAUACCCAGGGUCCAGUUGUUCAAAGGCCAAUUAACCCCAACCCAGGGUUAACUUUCAGUUCAGGUUUCUUUAUUCCUUUGUUCAAAGGCCUUUCUCUACUAUUUAUAACUCAUCCAGUCAUAAAAUUGCUGGCAAAAAGAAUUCUACUGAAUUUUCUUAUAAAGCUUUCAGAUCUGAAAUCAGAUUUCACACUAACCCUGGGUUAUCUUAACCUAUCUUUGAACCUGCCCAGGUUUAUCACUCAGAAGAGGGCUUAGUUACACAACAAGGCUUGAAAGGUUUGGUUGCUGAUGGAGGGUUGCUUGCAGUUCUUCCUGAUCCUGUGGUCUGCUUCAAAAAUGCCAUCUACAGCCAGAAACAGGCAAGUUUUAGAUCAGUAAAAAAAAAAUUGCUUGUUUUGAACCCAACGAUAACCUCCUUGUAGAUGCUCUGGUAUAUCUGAAGCACCUUUAACUGUAUGAACACAUUUCCAUUAAUAUAUCAAUGCUGCUUUUAAAAUUUUUUUUCUUUGUUUACUACUGGUAAGGACAGAAAGUCAACGAGUUGGUUGCAUGUUGUUUGAAUCUCGAACAUCAUUGAUGAAUGAUCAUUAUGUUGUAGGAUUUUGAGCUCACUUCAAAUGGCAGUGUAAUCAUCCUUGACUGGUUUACAGCUGGGCGUGUGGCACUUGGAGAAGUCUGGGAUAUGACUAGGUAAUUACUCAUUAUUUUAUAAAUUGUAAGUAGGAGCAGGAAUGGCACAGUGGUGAUUGAGGCAUUUACCUCCCUACUGCUGUGGCCUGGAUUUGAUUCCUAGACCUGGGACCACAUGAAGGUUGAGUUUGUCAUUGCUUUUUGUCCUUGCUCGGAGGGCUCAUCUCCAGGUCCUUCAGCUUUUCUCUCUCCAAAGAAAACCUCAUUCCAAAUUCCAAUUUGACCUGGAAACAGUGGACAAGAAAAGCCACCUAUUGGAAAUGUCCACUUCUAAAUUCCCACUCCCAUUAAGUAGUAGUAUAAUCACACAUGUAAGGAUAUUUUUUAUUUACACAAUUUAAUCUCAAACUUAUUGUUACAUAUUUUCUGUCUGAACAUAUAGUUACAAAAGUCACAACAGAGUCUUUGUGGAUGGAAAGCAAGUGUAUGGAGAUUCAAUCUUUCUUAGCAAUGAGAACAGCUUUCUUUCACUAAAAGAAUCCAUGUGUGGUGUGAUGGUAACUAAAAGACACUUGAUAUUUUUAAUAACCUUCAGUUGUUAUUUGAAUAAAAAUUCUUGAAUUAGCAUCACCUUACGGUUUUGUUUGUCUUUCAGGUUUUGGGAACCUGUGUUUUUAUUGGUCCAUAUUUUAAAGAAAUCAAGAAAAAAAUUAAGGAGAGAGUCUCUGUUCUCACAAGUAAGACACAUUCUUGUCUCCACAAUCAAAUAACAUAUGAAAUUAUAAGAUACAGUCAGACUGAUUGUGUUUUUGAUUGCCAAAGAGUAAACUGACCUGGCCUAAUGUUCUACUUUGGAUGCACCAUCAUAAAUAGGUGGCUUUCCUUGGACACCAUAAAGGCUUGGUUCUCUUUCUUCCAUCCCUUAGCAACCUCUUUAACCCUCUCACUGCCAAGAUUGCAUUAGAAAUUCUCCUUACUGUCUGCCAUACAAUUCUCAUGAUGUUGGUUUGGAGAAUUAAUUUUGAUAUUUGAUCAACUAACAAUCCCCAUAUUGAUAUUUAUCCUUACUCUCAUCACUUGUCUGGUUGAUAUUGUAUUGAUAUUGUAAGGAGAAAUUCUCGCUUGGUCAAUCAUGGGAGUGAAUAGGGUUAACUAUUAAAAAGCUGCACUAAAGUCAUUUGUGACUCAAACAAUUUUUUUGUGCAUUAACCAGAGCAGGAAGUGUUUAUGAACUGAACACAGUAGGUUUGAGUGCAUGAGAGGGCUUAACCAAAUUGUUGUCAAACAGGUGGCAUCCUUUGAUAAAUUCUUAUUUCAUUUGGAGACAAUUUUCAAAUGGAUAGGUUUCUCUCUGAAAUCUUGAAACAAAGCAGAGGUAAAUGUAUAUAUAUUGUCUAGACGGUCAAGAUAAAUGAAUUAUGGUUUUUGAAACCUACACUCCAGCACCAAUUUCUGAAAGAAAGAGUAAAUGUUAACUUUUAUUGAACAAAUUCGUUUGACUCAAUCAACAGAAUGUAAUGAUAUGAGUGUCGUCAAGAAAGAUUUGAUGGCCUAUGCUAGUGUUUUGGAUCCUUCACUGUGUGAUGGCAUUGUUGUCAAACUCAUAACCACACAAAGUACAGAAGAGGUAAGUGAUGUGAUAUUUUCAGUAAUUUUCCUCUUUCGGGUGUUGUAUGUUGUAAUUAAAGUAACAAAUACUCUCUGCAAAAAACUUUAGUAACAUGCUGCAUAUUUUCCAUGCUUGGGAAUUAAGUGCAUAAUUUAGUGUGCAUAGUUUCAUGUCAUUUCAUGUUUUUUCAUUUAUAUUGCUUACUAGUUCAUUUUGUCUUGCUCACUUGCAUACUUGUCAUGUAGUAACACUAUGACACUCUUCAGUUUUUAUAUGAAAACAUUGUCUCUACUCUACAAGAGGGAUUAUGCAAAGAUGUGCAUAACAGAGGUUGACCUUGCUGUCUCCUAUCUCUGUCAUUUUGAGUCAGUGAUACAGUUAUUUAUAGCCUCUGUCAUUUUUUCUCUGAGAGGUAUAGGCCUAAAACAUGUCAUCUCUUUUUUGUUCUUCAGGCCUACAAUUUCUUUAGAAUGAUUAUUCAAGAUAUUGUACCAAGACUUGGAGGAGACCCACUCGUGAAAUGAAAAUAUUGUCCAUUAGCAAACAAUGUUCUUAUUAUUUAGUACACAAAAAUGAUAAAUGAACAGUUAAGAAGUUUGUAAUUAAAGCAGGAAAUCAAAACAUGCCUGCCACAAAGUUUUUCUUGGACAAAUCAAGUUGUACAAUCUGAGGAACUCCUUGUUUUAAUGUUUUCAUAAUGAUAAUUAUCAUAAACAUAAAUAUUUUUAGUAAGAUGGAAUUAAAUAAUUUAUAUUGACUACUGUAUUUCAAAGUUGCUGACCUCAGGUCUCAACAAGAAACCAUCACACUUAACCAUUCAGCC